GUUCUGUUGUAACCGCUUUUGUGUAACCGCACGCGCUUUAAUAAAGAAUUCUUCCCGAAAUAUACUGAAGGUACCGGAGCCUAUACACAGAACAUCCAUCACUACUUUACUGGAGUAAAACAUCAUUAUUCAAUAACUGUCGUCUCGGUGCACGUUGACGCUUCUCUAGCUAGCUUAACGUAGCUUGCUAGCCGCGAACAGAGACGCGUUCGUUUGCAACACGUCGCUAAACAGAGCGCAAGUGCAAAGUGUCCUGAAUAUCGUGGGGAAAUGUGUGCAAAAGGUGUGAAAGAAGAAGAGUACGAGGGCGAACUUUGUGGAUCGAAAGAGGAGAACGAGCGACAACGUCAACCGGUGGGCGCCCUUUUCAAGUCUCAAGCUGCGUUACACGGAACAGACAUCCGUGAAGAAUAUCUUUGUCCUGCGCAGGAAGAAGCACGCGUUACCGACGAACAGGCGGAUGACAUCAUCCGGUUGCCAUUGAUUGGUCUCCCUUUGAAGAGUGAAGAUGAUGACGGCAAAGGUCAAAGUGAGGAGAACAGAGUGGCCGAGCCUCCAAGCAGCAGCUCGAGUCAACACAUGACAAGAGAAAGUGAUGGAGACCACUGCGGAGGGUCACAAGCAGACAGCCCACUAUUAGCUCCACUAUCGGACAGUGGCGUCACAAUGUCUGACACGAAUGACGAGGACCGCUCCAAUGGCGAUGUGACAUUUCGCAGUGACGACAAACACGUCAAAUGUUCUCAGUGUAACAAAACGUUUUUCAACAAGUCCUCGUUGAAAAGACACCUGCGAACACACACUGGAGAGAAACCUUUUUCCUGCUCAGUUUGUGGUCUUAAGGUGACGCAGAAGAGUAGUUUAACUAAUCACAUGAGAACGCACAGUGGAGAGAAACCUUUCGCCUGCCCAGUCUGCAACUUGCGUUUCAGGAGUCGUUCAUAUUUAAGAACACACAUGCGAAUACACACUGGGGAGAAACCAUUUUCUUGUUCAGUUUGUGGGAAAAGAUUCUCUCUAAAUGGAGAUUUACGAACACACACGAGAACACACACCGGGGAGAAACCUUUUCUUUGCUCACUUUGUGGUAAAAGAUUCACCCGGAAGGGACAUUUGAAUGCUCAUACGAGAACACACACUGGGGAGAGACCUUUUCCCUGCUCAGUUUGUGGUCAAAGAUUCUCUGAAAAGGGAAGCUUGAUAAAGCACUCUAGAACCCACACUGGAGAGAAACCCUUCGCCUGCUCAGUAUGUGAGCAAAGAUUCUCUGAAAAGGGAAACUUAAGAACACACACAAGAACACACACUGGAGAAAAACCUUUUGCCUGCUCUGUUUGCGGAAAAACAUUCUCUGAAAAGGGAAACUUAAGAACGCACACACAAACACACACCAGGAAGAAACGUUUUACCGUUUCAGUGUACAACAUUAAUUCAGAAGUGGAAGACCUUCGUCUUGAGGACCAGCAACCAGAGCCCUCCCACAUUAAAGAAGAGGACGAGGCUAUCACCAAGUUACCAUUGACUGGUGUCAUUGUGAAGAGUGAAGAUGAGGGCGAUCAUGUGACAAAAUGUGUUUUCAGUGUGACAAAACUUUUGGUUCCAAGACAGAUCGGAAAAGACACGUGACGCUCCGCCUUGGAGAGAAACUUCAGAUGUUCUGAUUGACCAAACACAAGAACUCACACUUCUUCUUCUUUUCCUUUCGGCUUGUCCCGUUAGGGGUCGCCACGGCGCGUCCUCCUUUUCCACGGAAGCCUAUCUCCUGCAUCCUCCUCUCCAACACCAACGGGCCUCCUGUCUUCCCUCACGACAUCCAUCAACCUUCUCUUUGCUCUUCCUCUCGCUCUCUUGCCUGGCAGCUCCAUCCUCAUCGUCCUUCUUCCAAUGUACUCACUAUUUCUCCUCUGGACGUGUCCAAACCAUUGAAGUCUGCGCUCUCUAACUUUGUCUCCAAAACGUCGAACCUUGGCUGUCCAUGUGAUGAGCUCAUUUCUAAUUUGAUCCAACCCGGUCACUCCGAGAGCGAACCUCAACAUCUUCAUUUGCGCCACCUCCAGCUCUGCUUCCUGUUGUCUCUUCAGUGCCACUGUCUCUAAUCCGUCCAUCAUGGCCGGCCUCACCACUGUUUUAUAAACGUUGCCCUUCAUCCUAGCAGAGACUCUUCUGUCACAUAACACACGCCUGACACCUUCCUCCACCCGUUCCAACCCGCUUUGACCCGUUUCUUCACUUCCUGACCACACUCACCGUUGCUCUGGACGGUGGACCCCAAGUAUUUCAAGUCCUCCACCCUUGCUAUCGCUUCUCCCUGUAGCCUCAUUCUUCCCCCACCAGCCCUCUCAUUCAUGCACAUAUAUUCUGUUUUACUUCAGCUAAUCUUCAUUCCUCUUCUUUCCAGUGCAUGGCUCCAUCUU
Molecule: messenger RNA, 2414 nt
Organism: Phycodurus eques (leafy seadragon)
Lineage: Eukaryota; Metazoa; Chordata; Actinopteri; Syngnathiformes; Syngnathidae
Product: gastrula zinc finger protein XlCGF57.1-like
Exons: 2
Coding region: 271-1626 (451 amino acids)
Biological process (GO): regulation of transcription by RNA polymerase II
Cellular component (GO): nucleus
Molecular function (GO): DNA-binding transcription factor activity, RNA polymerase II-specific; RNA polymerase II cis-regulatory region sequence-specific DNA binding
Source: RefSeq, a predicted model, not a curated record